AAACGUUCCUUUCUGCCUGUAUCGUCCUUUGCCUUGAUAGUCAACAACAGCAGCUGCUGCUAAAAUCUCCAGCGAUUGAUCCCUUAUCAUAAAGUCCGCUCCAAACGUCCCCCCUCUGAAAGGACGCACCGGCUCAUGAAGUCUUAACAGCUGUUUCUCAGUUUCAGAAUGUUGCAGAUCCGUAUAUUUUGUUUCUGGUUAAAAAAAUCCAAAAGAAAACCGGGCGAUUGCUCUCCACCUCUGUUAUGGAAAGGAAAACACAAAUGAAAACAUUAUUUCAACAUUUCACUCCAGCACAAAGACGACCUGCCCUGGGAAAUGAGCACGGUAUUUAUUUUUUUCUAAAAAGGGCAGUGCAAUGGACGAACUCAGCCAGGCGCUCUCGGCCAGCUUCUCGGUCUCUCAGGAGCCCAACAGCACGUCAGCACCCCACCCUCGCCUUGCGCAGUACAAGUCCAAAUACAGUGUGCUGGAGCAGAGCGAGCGACGCCGCAGGUUCCUGGAACUGCAGAAAUCGAAAAGGCUGAAUUAUGUAAACCACGCAAGACGGCUGGCUGAUGGUGACUGGACAGGAGCAGACAGCGAUGAAGAGCAGGGGGAGGAAGUGGAGGCAGAGGAAGAGGGGAUGGAGAUUGGGGAGAAGAAAAAACUGCCAAAACACUAUGCCAAUCAGCUGAUGCUGUCGGAGUGGUUGGUGGACAUCCCCUCGGACCUGGCCACUGAGUGGCUAAUGGUGGUCUGUCCUGUUGGGAAGAGGUCUCUUAUCGUGGCUUCCAAGGGUUCGACUGCAGUCUAUACGAAAAGUGGCUACUGUGUGAACCGCUUCCCUUCCCUGUUGCCAGGUGGAAACAGGCGCAACUCUGCCAUAGGAAAAGAUUACACCAUCCUGGACUGUAUCUUCAGUGAAGUGGACAGGACGUACUAUGUCUUAGAUGUCAUGUGCUGGAGAGGACACCCUGUGUAUGACUGCCAGACAGAGUUCCGAUUCUAUUGGCUGCACUCAAAAGUACAGGAGGAGGCUGUGAAGCUCGCAGAAAUAACCAAGAUCAAUCCGUUCCGGUUUGUUAGCCUGCAAAGCGUCCCAUGCUCGUCUGAGUCCAUCUGUCAGGCCCUUGCUGCGGAGUACAGCUUCCAGGUGGACGGCCUCUUGUUCUAUCACAGACAGACGCACUACACCCCCGGCAGCACCCCUCUGGUGGGCUGGCUGAAAUCCUAUAUGGUGCCAGACAUUCUGGGCCUGAAGGUGCCGGCUGGGCCGCUGACGGCUAAACCGGACUACGCAGGACAGCAGCUGCAGCAGAUCCUGGUGUACAAAAAGGGGCCGCGCUCGGGGGAGGUGAGGCCGGGAGCAGAGAACGGAAGUUACGAGCUGGAGCACCUGUCCACUCCGCAGCAGCCAGGGGAGAAGACUGACACUCCGGGCAAAAUGGACACAACCCAUUCUAAUACCUAAAUCCAGUUUACCUUCUUGUCAUUAUCUUUUCAAGGGUGGCGAUUUACAGAAUUGUCACUUAUAACAUACUGUGUAACAGUUACUGCUUUCAGCUUGCAAGCACUGUGAAGCUGCUUUUUCAAAGUACUUUGCUUUUUUCUUCGUGUCUGUUUUAAAGGAUUAAAUGAUGCCCAUUUUAUGACCGUUCCAACAGGGCUAGAACAGAUUGAAGAUCUACUUGUUUUAACAUCGAGCAGUGUGUGCAGUUAUUUUGCUACCUGUUCAAUUACUGGCAACAUUACCAUUUCAGAUCAGAUAUUGAGUGAACUGAGGUGCAAUGAAGUACUGUUUUGGAAAAUUGGGUCAAGAGGCACAGUAGUGGUAUGAACCUGUGGUUAAAUCUCCCUCUUGCAGCAUGCAAAUAAGAAGGAAACUGAGUUUGCAGAAUUCAUGUGUUCACUUGUAGGCCAAAUAUCAGAUUUUGUCGAUCCUGAUAUGGUUUUUAGAAUUGCAUUUAUAUAACUGUUAAAAGGACGGGAAAGAAACAGUAGAAAGUUACAAGAACACACAGGAUAGAACUUUACUUACUGAGCUCUAGUCGACAACACAGCAAUACAUCUAAGUCAUGUCUCUGCCAUGCACAUCAUUUUAAGGAGAUUGUAAAUUAUGUAGUAAUGUAAGCUGUUUGUCUGUACCUAAAAAUCACAAAUAAAAUAUGCACAGUUUUUUUCUUA
Molecule: messenger RNA, 2166 nt
Organism: Acipenser ruthenus (sterlet)
Lineage: Eukaryota; Metazoa; Chordata; Actinopteri; Acipenseriformes; Acipenseridae
Product: snurportin-1-like
Exons: 9
Coding region: 359-1453 (364 amino acids)
Biological process (GO): protein import into nucleus; snRNA import into nucleus
Cellular component (GO): cytoplasm; nucleus
Molecular function (GO): nuclear import signal receptor activity; protein binding
Source: RefSeq, a predicted model, not a curated record